UGCCCAUACAGGUUAUACCGUGCGCAUGUUAGCGCUUUCAUCUAGAUAUUCUGUGUAUAGAGACCUAUAGUUUCGAUCGUUCCGACAUUUUAAAAUUCUUGAACCACCGGCAAAUCGCCGGCGAACCGUCAUCGUCCGUCACGUUGCGACGUCACGCCACGUUCUCCCCCACCUUCGCGGAAACUUGCUAAGACUAUAUAAUUUUCUUUCGUUUCGUUCCCAAUCCUUCGCGGCUCGUCGGCACCGUAUGGUCGUGUGUUCUGUCUCGACUCUUUUACAGAUUAUUUGCAAAUUAAUUAUGGCGGAGAACAACGAGCGUACUUUCAUUAUGGUUAAGCCGGACGGCGUGCAACGUGGUUUGGUCGGCAAGAUUAUUCAACGAUUCGAGGAAAAGGGUUUCAAACUGGUGGCUAUAAAAAUGUUGUGGCCCAGUGAAGAACUUUUGAAACAGCACUAUGCUGAUCUGGCAUCGAAACCUUUCUUCCCAGGAUUAGUCAAAUAUAUGAACUCAGGACCUGUUGUAUCGAUGGUCUGGGAAGGUUUGAAUGUUGUGAAAACUGGCCGUGUAAUGUUAGGUGAAACAAAUCCUAAAGAUUCUGCACCUGGCACGAUACGUGGUGACUUUUGUAUACAAGUUGGACGUAAUAUCAUUCAUGGCUCUGAUUCUGUUGAAUCAGCCAAAAAGGAGAUUAAUUUGUGGUUUGGUGAAAAGGAAGUGAUCGACUGGACACACGCAUCUGAAAAAUGGAUCUAUGAAUAAAAAUCUGUGGCAAAUACGAACAUUUUUUUAGAGAAUACUAUCUCUCUAUAAAUCUUUCCUUAAAAGGUCUUCCCAAACCUACUGCCAGUCAAAUUGUGUACAACCAACUAAAAUCAUCAAGAGCAAAGUUGAAAUUCUAAAAACAAUAUACAAGUUUGU
Molecule: messenger RNA, 919 nt
Organism: Pogonomyrmex barbatus (red harvester ant)
Lineage: Eukaryota; Metazoa; Arthropoda; Insecta; Hymenoptera; Formicidae
Gene: awd
Product: nucleoside diphosphate kinase
Biological process (GO): GTP biosynthetic process; CTP biosynthetic process; UTP biosynthetic process
Molecular function (GO): nucleoside diphosphate kinase activity
Source: RefSeq, a predicted model, not a curated record